AUGUAUUUCAAGCUUGGACCGCCAAUUGAUAAAACAGUUAUACUGACAAUUGAUGCAAAUGCAACGAUUUCGCAAGUAAAGCAUAGUCUUUCAAAAAUUACACUUAUUCCUGCAGAAUGCACUCAAAUUAAGUUUAAUGAUGCUGUUUUAAAGCAGAAUAAAAAGGUAAAAUCAAUAAAAUCUUCUGAAGAACAACCUUUAAUAUGUGAUUUUUAUUUUAUUAAAGGAGAUAACCCUAAAGAUUUAAAUGAACCUCCACCAGAUUUCGUUAGAAAGGUAGAGUUCAUUGCUAAUAUGGGCUUUAAUGUUAGGGAUGUUUAUGCCGCCUUAGUACAAGAAAAUUAUGACAUGGAACAAGCUCUUUCAACAUUACAAACAAAAUCUGUUAUCAAAACUCCAAAUAUCCCAGAUACCGAAGAAGUUCCAAAAUUAACACUCGAGGAGAAUAUUGAACCACAAGAAACUAAUAAACAAAUUGAUUUAAAUUAUAUUGCUUCUCGCGUCAGUGAUUUAAUAACUACUACAUCUUCCAAUGAACCUGUUCUUACAAUUACUGAUGAAUUACCUAACAUUGAAGAUAUAACGGAUUUCAAACAAUUAAUUCGCCAUCUUAACGCUCAUUUACCUGAUUAUACGUUAGACUCGAAGGCCUUGGUCAAAGAAUUCCGUGAAAAGAAUGGAGAUUUCGAUGAAUUAGCUGCAUCUUUUCCUGGAUUUACGAAGGGAUAUUUGAACUGGGUCCUAAAUACCAUUGGAAGGAAGAUGGCAGGAAGAUUAUCAAAUCCAACCAAAUGGACAGUUGAUGAAGAAAGAUUUUUACUAGAAAUGUACCAUCUCGGCGUUGUUGGCAAGAAAGUUGAUUUAGCAUUGAAUAAGAAGCCGAAUGAAUCCACUCACAAGUGGAAAAGUAUCAGAAAAUUCUUGAAUAAUACUCAUUUACUUGAAUGCUUUACAAGCGGAGCUCCAAACUGCAGUAUUUUCGAUGCUGUUUAUGAUGAACAUGGAUUGCCAAGGUAUUUGAUCAAUCUUUGUAACAUUAUCAAAUUUAAUGGAGUUAUUACUCAAGAUACAGCUUGGAAACUUAGAGAUAAAAUCCAAGGUCCUGAAAAAAUCGAUGGAGCACAUUUCUUUACAAAACCGGCUCAAAAUCCUUCGGUCAUCACCACAAAUCCACCUCCACCUCCUCCUCCGGCAGCCGCUGAAGCUGAACCUAAGAAAGAAAUCAAAGAAGCAAAGGUAACAACAAUAGAAAUACCAAUCCAGAAGAACCAAAUUUAG
Molecule: messenger RNA, 1278 nt
Organism: Trichomonas vaginalis G3
Lineage: Eukaryota; Parabasalia; Trichomonadida; Trichomonadidae
Product: UBA-like family
Exons: 1
Coding region: 1-1278 (425 amino acids)
Molecular function (GO): protein binding
Source: RefSeq, a predicted model, not a curated record